This is a messenger RNA of Spirometra erinaceieuropaei, 1422 nucleotides long. The record is from the annotation of a GenBank genome assembly. Lineage: Eukaryota; Metazoa; Platyhelminthes; Cestoda; Diphyllobothriidea; Diphyllobothriidae.
AUGGAGAACUCAGAUGCAAUAUCGCCAAUCGACCGACGCAUGGCGAGAGCACAAGAAACGGCCCUAGCCCGACUCUACGGUCUCCCAAAAGUACACAAAGAGGGCGCUCCUCUCCAGCCUGUCGUAUCGCUAAAGGGUACUCCAACCUACGGACAGGCAAAGUGGCUGUUUUGCCGUCUCAAGUUUCUGACCUCCGAUUCGAACACCACAGUCAACUCUUCAACAGUGUUCUUGGAGAAACUUAGAGGAAUAAGUCUCCUGCCAAGCGAUGUCAUGGUUUUCUUUGAUGUCACGUCCAUUUUUACUUCUAUCCCGCAGGACCUGACAGUCGAGACCAUCGAUCUACUCCUACGAGAGAAAUACGACGAAACGGAAAAUCGCCUCGGACACGCCCAAAUAAUCCAGGUCCUGAAGUUAUGUCACAUGACGUACUUUACGUUUGACAGAACAGUCUACGAGCAGGUGAAGGCAACGCCAAUGGGUUCGUCGAUUUCGAUAAUCAUAGUCGAGGCGGUCAUACAACGGUUAAAGUCGCUGGUUUUCCGACACCGCAGACCGAAAUUCUGGGCCAGAUAUAUGGAUGACAACUUCGUCGUCAUCGAACGGGGCCAGGUGAUGGAAUUCAAAGAAUAUCUCGACGUCGUCUUCUCGGACAUUCAAUUUACGAUGGAGGAGGAAGAAGACAACCAGCUGGCCUUCCUGGAUGUCCUCAUCUGCAGCAAAGAUUGUGGUGGUCUAAAAACCAAUGUGUUCAGGAAAGCGACAAAUACGACACAAAUACUGAACUUCAACAGUAACCACCCGACCAGUCACAAAUGCCGUUGUUCAAGGGCGCUAUACCGGCGCGUUGAGACGCACUGCGGUGAAAUGGAAGGCAAGAUUGCUGAAUCACGAUAUCUUCGACGGGUACUGAGAGCCAAUGGCUACCCGCGCAACUUUGUCAACCAUUACAUACGAAAACGAUACCAGAGACCAAAUCCAACCGGCCCCAAAAUGCUGGCGAGCUCUUCCGUACGUAAAGAACGUCUCCGAAGCCGUCAGUCGUCUUCUCACUCCACUUGGAUUUGGGGUUGCACCCAGGUGGAAGCAACAAUCAGGCGCCAAGUCAUGAGACCGAAAGACCCACUGCCACGGCAGGAAACGUCUGAAGUCGUUUACCGGCUCUGGUGCAGUUGCGGACAAAACAAAUGCGUCGGAGAAACUUGUACAUUACUCCGGACGCGAAUUGCCGACCACGCAGCAGCAGUGAGGCGGGGAGAUGCUAGCUUUCAGAUGGCUGCUCAUUCGAUGGGACCCGGCCAUAUUUUCAAGUUUCAAGAGGCCGAAAUCUUCGCAAGGGGUGACAACCGCGUGAGCCGUGAGCUGCUUCAGUCAUGGUUCUCAGGCCCGCAAUCCGUCAACAAGCGCAACGACCUCGCGUAA